AUGUCAGGUGAUAAUAUUGGUAUGAUGGAAGGUGCUUUCUUCGUAGGAAGAGGAGAGCUCUUGUCCUGGGUUAACGAUACUUUCCAACUUAAUUUAACCAAGGUAGAACAGUGUGCAACUGGAGCAGUCCAUUGCUAGAUUAUUGAUGCUAUCUUCCCUAACUCUGUGUAAAUGUCAAAGGUCAAAUGGGGAGCCAAGCAUGACUAUGAAUUUGUUGAGAACUUCAAAUUACUUUAACAAGCUUUCGCCAAGAAUGAGAUCAAGAGAUAUAUUGAUGUUGACAAGCUUAUUAAGGCAAAGUAUUAGGACAAUCUAGAAUUAUUGCAAUGGAUGAAAAGAUACUUUGAUAUCAACUAUAACGGAGAACCAUACGAUGCAGUUGGCAGAAGAAAGGGAUAAGAUUUGUUCUACAUUCUAGGUGGAGGCAAGGUAGGUUAAGCUUAGGGCUCAAACACAGUAAAGUCAUCUGGGGCAAAAGCAUUAGGCACAUCAAAGCCAGCAGGUUCAGCAGUGAAACAAUCAGUAACAUCAUCAGUAGGAGCUGGACUUAAGUCAAAGGUUAAUGCAGCAGGUGCUGCUAGCACUUCCGAUGUGAAGGCUUUGUAAUCCGAAAUAUCUGAAAUGAAAUUAAACAUGGAUACUCUUGAGAAAGAAAGAGAUUUUUACUUUGGCAAAUUAAGAGACAUUGAAAUGCUUCUCUAAGCUAAUCCUAGUCAUGCUAAUCCACUCACAGAAAACAUACUUAAAAUCUUAUAUGCCUCGGAAGAAGAGAAGGUUGAGAUUGGUGAUGAUGGUCAAUUGCACAUCUCUGGAAAGGCAGCCCAAGGCGGUGAUGAUGACUUAUUAGAUGAUGAAAAUACAAACUGA
Stylonychia lemnae is the source of this 867-nucleotide messenger RNA. The record is from the annotation of a GenBank genome assembly. Lineage: Eukaryota; Ciliophora; Spirotrichea; Sporadotrichida; Oxytrichidae.